Camponotus floridanus (Florida carpenter ant) is the source of this 1061-nucleotide messenger RNA. RefSeq names its product apoptosis regulatory protein Siva. The transcript has 5 exons. The coding region runs from base 377 to 877 and encodes 166 amino acids. Gene Ontology annotation, biological process: extrinsic apoptotic signaling pathway. NCBI's taxonomy places the organism in Eukaryota, Metazoa, Arthropoda, Insecta, Hymenoptera, Formicidae. The record is from RefSeq and is a predicted model, not a curated record. Gene Ontology annotation, molecular function: CD27 receptor binding.
UGUGGUCAAUUACAACGUGGUCAAACGGGACGCUCCCGAAUUAUCUAAUGACUUUAUUGUGAAGUGAUUUAUUUGUUAAUUUUCGAAAAUAAAAUGCAAUAAUCGUUAAACUAAUGAUGGAGCAAUUAAAGAGCAAUCGUUUUAUACCGGAUAUAAUUGUCGAGAAGCAUUAAAAAUAUUUUUCGGAAAAGAUGCGCCAACUUAUUUCUGGUUUACCCAACCUAAAAUAAAAGCGGGCAUGGUGUCGGUCAUUCUUCAUCUCUGACGAAGACGACUCUGCACAAUCAAUGUUGAAAGCAUCGAGUAUUGUGUGUUGUGAUAGCGAGAUAGUAGAACGAUUUAUGCUUAUCGAAUUCGCUAAACGCCGGCUUUAAAAAUGCCAAAACGCCUUUGUCCCUUCGAAGCGGACUUGCUACCGCAGGUGAAAGUGCACGUCGGACAGAAACAGGUAAAUAACGGCGUGUCGAGAGACGAACGGAUGAAGGAUGUCUACGAUAAGACCUUGGCCCUGCUAAGGACAGGUGCAAAGGCGCUCUCCCACAAAUUGAAUGUAUCUGCGCAAAUGGAUUUUAUAGAUCUACCCCCACUGUCGCCUUGUAAAUUAAAAUCAACGUCCAAUCUAAAACAGAUGCUACUAACCGACAAAUUAGAACUGAAAUUAAGCGAUAAAAUUAUUAAUAAUAUCCAAGUGGAUCUUUGUGGAUGCUGUCGACUGAUAGAUCAAUCUACAAUAAGCAAAUGCUAUUACUGUGAUCAGACAUUAUGUUCUUCUUGUCUGUCUGCAUGUACUGGCUGUUCAGAAAUGUUCUGUCAGAAUUGCUCUCUACCUAUAUAUAAUCGCGAAGAGCAAAUCAUGUGUCUUAAUUGCUACCAAUAGUUAUCAGAAAAUAUUUUCUUUUGAAAAAGCUCUUUGCAAAUAUCUGAUACUUUUAUAAUUUUAACAAUUUCUUAUGUAAUUUUGUAUAGAUAUAUGUGUAUAAAUUAUUUAUUUGAAUCACAUGCUGUUAAUAGUAACCAAAUAUGGAGAAUUUUAUAAUUAUCGCAAAAUUUUGCACAAACAU